AUGGGCGAGCGUUGUGGUGCGGUGCUGCGGGUGCUGGUGCUGCAGGCGGCCUGGGCGCUGGCGGGCGGGCAGGUGCGGUACUCGGUGCCGGAGGAAGCCAAGGCCGGCACGGUGGUGGGCCGUCUGGCGCAGGACCUGGGGCUGGAGGCGGGCGAGGCGGAGGCGCGGCGGCUGCGGCUGGUGGCGCAGGGCCGGCGGGCGAGCGUGGAGGUGAGCGGGGCGAGCGGCGCGCUGCUGGUGAGCUCGCGGCUCGACCGGGAGGAGCUGUGCGGCAAGAGCGCGCCGUGCGCGCUGCGCCUGGAGGUGCUGCUGGAGCGGCCGCUGCGCGUCUUCCAUGUGCAGCUGGAGGUCACCGACAUCAACGACAAUGCCCCCGUCUUCCCCGCCGCCCGAAAAAACCUCAGCUUAUCAGAGAAUUCGCCUCCUGGGUCUCGUUUCCCGCUGGAGGGCGCGUCGGAUGCGGAUAUCGGAGAGAAUGCGCAGCUCUCCUACACGCUCAGCCCCAGCGACCAUUUUGGUUUAGAUGUGAAAUCUAAAGACGAAAAUAAAAUCUCCGUACUUCUGGUACUCAGGAAACCUCUGGACCGGGAGACGAUUUCCGUGCAUCGGUUGGUGCUGACGGCGAGUGACGGGGGCCGGCCGUCUCUGACAGGGACAAUGGAGCUGCUGAUCUCGGUGCUGGAUGCGAACGACAACGCACCCCAGUUCAACCAGUCGGUGUACAAAGUUCAGCUACCUGAAAAUACUGCUCCCGGUACAGUGUUUUUCCAGCUAACAGCGACAGACGAAGAUGAGGGAAUUAAUCGCGAAAUCUAUUAUUCUUUUAAUGACGCGAUUUCCGGCAAAAUUAAUGACGUUUUCAAAAUAGACGAAAAUUCGGGGGAAAUAGAGACUGUCGGGGAACUGGAUUUCGAGGAUAUUCGAUCAUAUGACCUGGAUAUCGAAGUGAGAGAUAAAGGGACGCCUCCUCUUUCGGGGCAUUGCAGCAUUGAGCUGGAGGUGCUGGACGUGAACGACAACGCGCCGGAGGUGUGGGUGACGUCGCUGUCGGUGCCGGUGUCGGAGGACGCGUCGGUGGGGACGGUGGUGGCCCUGCUGAGCGUGUCGGACCGAGACUCGGGGGCGAACGGGCGCGUGCGGUGCUGGGUGUGGCCGGCGUCGCCGUUCGGUCUGGAGGCGACGUUCGCGGGCUCGUACUCGCUGGUGCUGCGCGAGGCGCUGGACCGGGAGCGGGUGUCGGAGUACGAGGUGGAGGUGCGUGCGGAGGACGGCGGGGCGCCGGCGCUGCGCGCCAGCCGCGGGCUGCGGGUGCCGGUGUCGGACGUGAACGACAACGCGCCCGCGUUCUCGCAGGCCGUGUACACGGUGCUGGCGCGGGAGAACAACGCGGCGGGCGCGGAGCUGGCGCGGCUGUGGGCGCGGGACCCGGACGAGGCGGGCAACGGGCGCGUGAGCUACUCGGUGUGGGAGGGCGGCGUGGGCGGCGGGGCCGCGGCUCCGUCGUGGUCGUCGGGGGCCGUGGGCGGCGGGUGGCGUGCGGCGUCGAGCUACGUGUCGGUGGACGCGGAGAGCGGGCGGCUGUGGGCGCUGCAGCCCUUGGACUACGAGGAGCUGCAGGUGCUGCAGUUUGAGGUGCGCGCGGUGGACGCGGGGGAGCCGCCGCUGUGCGGCAACGCCACGGUGCAGCUCUUCGUGCUGGACGAGAACGACAACGCGCCGGCGCUGCUGCUGCCGCCCGCGGGCUCGGCGGCGGAGGCGGGCGCCGUGGCGGCCGAGGCGUCCUCGGGGCCGGGCUCGGGCUCGGGCUCGGGCUCGGGCUCGGGCUCGGGCUCGGGCACGCUGUGGGCGUGGGCGGCGUGGGGGGCGCCGGCGGGCCAGGUGGUGGCGAAGAUCCGCGCCGUGGACGCCGACUCGGGCUACAACGCGUGGCUGCGCUACGAGCUGUGGGAGCCGCGGGGCAAGGGCCCGUUCCGCGUGGGGCUCUACAGCGGCGAGGUGAGCACGGCGCGGCCGCUGGACGAGGCGGACGGCCCUCGCCAGAGGCUGCUGAUCGUCGUGCGCGACCACGGCGAGCCGGCGCGCUCGGCCACGGCCACGCUCAGCGUGUCGCUGCUCGAGGCGGCCGAGGCGGCGCUGGCCGCGGGCCCGGGAUCGUCGCUCUCCUCCUCCUCGUCCUCGUCGUCCUGGUCGGCGUCGGGGUCGCGGUCGGCGUCGGGCGUGGAGCUCGGCGCCGGCGCGGCCAGCGCGGCGACCAACGUGUGGCUGGUGGUGGCGAUCUGCGCCGUGUCCAGCCUGUUCCUGCUGGCCCUGGUGCUGUACGGGGCGUCGCGCUGGGCGCCGCGGGCGGCCGUGCUCUCGGGGCCCGGGCCCACGACGCUGGUGUGCGCCAGCGAAGUGGGCAGCUGGUCGUACUCGCAGCGCCACAGCCGCAGCCUGUGCGUGGCGGACGGCGCGGCCAAGAGCGACCUCAUGGUUUUCAGCCCCAAUUUCCCUCCGCCGCCGCCCGGCGCCGCGGCCAAGGACACGCAGCCGGAGCCCUCCGCUCUCCUCGACACGGUCCUUGAACACAAGCCUGACAAUGGAGACCUAGAAAUAAAUCCAGACAACACAGCUCAUCUCCAUCAGUACCGGACACAUUGUUUUGCCAUACUUGCCUUAAGGAAGGAGAAGAGGAAGAAGAGAAGGGGAAGAGGAGGAGACAAAAGAAUCAACUAUUACCGCUGCGAAGGAAGGCAGUGCUCGGAAAGGAAAACGCGGAGCGCGUCGAGAGAGCGGGUGGAGCCAGGGCAGGUCCAUCCCCGCCCGGAGCCGCUGCGGCAGCGGGAAGAGAGCAGCAGAGGAAGGCUCCGCUCACGGAAGGAGCCGCAGUCGGACACCAGGUGCCGCUGUUGGCCGCGAAGCCGCCGUGAGACGCGGCAAGGCUGCAGCUCCUCCCCGAACCUCAGUCACGGCGCCGUCAGCGGGAGGAAGGAUGUGGCGGACGGGCCCGGGCAGGCGAUGAGAAAGCGGAGCGGCGUGCCUUUAGUCCCAGGGAGAGCCUAA
Cinclus cinclus is the source of this 3042-nucleotide messenger RNA. Its product is annotated as protocadherin alpha-2-like. Gene Ontology annotation, cellular component: plasma membrane. The record is from RefSeq and is a predicted model, not a curated record. Gene Ontology annotation, biological process: homophilic cell-cell adhesion. The transcript is spliced from 4 exons. Gene Ontology annotation, molecular function: calcium ion binding. The coding region runs from base 1 to 3042 and encodes 1013 amino acids. Lineage: Eukaryota; Metazoa; Chordata; Aves; Passeriformes; Cinclidae.